Messenger RNA from Verticillium alfalfae VaMs.102, 570 nucleotides. RefSeq names its product AP-3 complex subunit sigma. Gene Ontology annotation, cellular component: intracellular membrane-bounded organelle. Bases 1 to 570 code for a protein of 189 amino acids. NCBI's taxonomy places the organism in Eukaryota, Fungi, Ascomycota, Sordariomycetes, Glomerellales, Plectosphaerellaceae. Gene Ontology annotation, biological process: vesicle-mediated transport; protein transport. The transcript has 2 exons. The record is from RefSeq and is a predicted model, not a curated record.
AUGAUCAACGCCUUUCUGGUCUUCAAUGGCCAAGGUCAACCCCGUUUGACCAAAUUCUACACCCAGCUGGAGACGAGCAUACAGCAGCGCCUCAUCUCCGAGAUAUUCACGCUGGUGUCGAAUCGCCCGUCAGGGUCCUGCAACUUCCUCCCGCUGCCACCUCUGCUGGCCGCUUCCGGCACGUCGCACUCGUCCUCGUCCGAAGAACAGAACGACGUACCCUCUCUCGUCACAUACCGCAACUACGCGACCCUCUACUUCAUCGUCAUCUCGACGGCGACCGAGUCACCCCUCGCCCUGAUCGACCUCAUCCAGGUCUACGUCGAGUCGCUUGACAAGCUUUUCGAAAAUGUCUGCGAGCUGGAUCUGAUUUUCAAUUUCGAGAGUCUGCACGCAGCACUCGGCGAGAUGAUUGUCGGUGGCGUCGUCGUGGAAACAAAUCUUGACCGCAUCGUCGCGGGUGUGCGGGCGCAGGGCACCGUAGCAAAGCGACCGGUCAACGAGAGCAGGUCGACGGGUCUGGGGUCGGGCAUGGGGCUGGGUGGUAACUUUGUGUGGCACGGCCGGUAG